ACAGCUUCAUUUAGAAGUUUUCUGACGCGGUAUCACGACAGCUGAACAAAAUAGUUUGUAGAUAGAUUAGAUAAGAGUUACAUUUGUAUAUACUAUAGAAUUGCUUAAAUAAGGAAAGAAAAUGGUUUUAUUUUCAUAUAUCUUAUUAACGGUGAUAUUUUUCAUGAUAUAUCUUUUUCUGACAUGGAAUUUUACAUACUGGAGUAUUCGUGGUAUAAAAGGUCCGAAACCGUUACCUUUAUUUGGAUCAUUUCCAGGAUUAGUUACCAACAAACAACAUUUUGCAGACGAUAUAAACAAUAUUUAUAGAAAAUACAAAAAUUGUGAAAGUUACGUGGGUGUUUUUCUCCUUCGUUCUCCACUACUUAUGCUAUUAGAACCACAACUUGUGCAUGACGUUUUUGUUACUGCUUUUAAACAUUUUAGUUCCAAUGAUGUUGCAAAACUGAUUGACAAAAAUAAGGAUCCGUUAUUAAUAUGUAAUCCUUUUUUACUGAGCGACCAGGAAUGGCGGGAACAGCGAUCAUUAGUAUCUCCAGGUUUUACAAUCGCUCGUAUGCGAUCCUCCUACGGUACAAUGCAAUUGGUUUGUAAGUCUUGGUGUGAGUUCUUAAAACAUCAGAUGAAUAUUCAUUCAAAAGACGGUCUAAAUGGAAAAGAUAUUGCACUUCAUUUCACUGCAGAAAAUAUAGCAAGAAGUGUGCUCGGUAUUAGUGAAAUAACUCUUGUUGACCAAAUUACAAAAAAUAUGAAGAUGCUUUCCGAAAACAACAACGUUUUUAUUUUAUAUACCAUCAUGGCCGGUAUAUUGCCUAAAAUUAUAAACAUCUUUAAAGUGAAAUUUAUUCCUAGCAAAUGUGAAGAUUUUUUUAAAAAGUUAAUCCAAGAGGCUUUGAAAAUCUAUUUAGAAAGUUCAACAAAACGGCGUGACUUCAUGGAUCAUUUAAUGUCUCUAAAGAAAACCCACAACCUUAGCGAGCAAAACUUGAUUUCGCAUACAAUGACAUUCCUCAUCGAUGGAUUAGAUACAUCAGCGACGGUUAUAUCUCACUGUUUAUUUCUAUUAGGUCGUUACCAAACUGUCCAAAAAAGAUUACGUAAAGAAAUCGUAAAUAACUCCAUUAACGGUGAAAUAUGUUUUGAAACACUGAAUGAACUUCCUUAUUUGAAUGCUUGCGUAUAUGAGAGUAUUAGAAUUCUUCCGCCUGGUUUGUGGUCCAUUAAGAGAUGCACCGUACCUUAUACUUUUACUAACAAAAACGGUGGCAAAGUCUCCUUAGCAAUUGGUGACUCUGUAAUGAUUCCAAUAUACGCAAUUCAUCAUGAUGAAAAUCAUUAUUGUAAUCCAGAUCGAUUUCAGCCUGAAAGAUUUCUUACAGAAGAUGGAAAUAAUUUGAAAUUACUUCGCAAUAUUGGAGCGUUUUUAGGAUUUGGCGAUGGGCCUCGAAUGUGUUUGGGCAUUAAUUUUGCUACGAUUCAAACAAAGGUAGCCAUCGCUUCAAUUAUAAGCCAAUUUAGUGUUACUCUGAAUGUAAAAACCAAACCAUUUGUUAAACUAGAUCCGAAAUAUUUUCUAACACAACAAGAUGGUGGUGUUUGGCUUAAUUUUAGUGAAAGAAGAUAUAUUACAUAAUCUUAGGACGAAUCAAGGACUUGGCAGUCGGUUUUUCCUAAGAUGUAAACAAUAAUCGGCAAUCUGAAAUAAGCUGCUAUUCUCAUCACAUUAAAUUCAACCCAUAAUUAUGUUACAAAACAAAGAUUCGACAAAAUGAUCUGAUUAUAUUUCAUUACUAAUUGUAAAAAUAACGAAUACAGAAAAUCCCAACAA
Molecule: messenger RNA, 1828 nt
Organism: Bactrocera dorsalis (oriental fruit fly)
Lineage: Eukaryota; Metazoa; Arthropoda; Insecta; Diptera; Tephritidae
Product: probable cytochrome P450 28a5
Exons: 7
Coding region: 122-1633 (503 amino acids)
Molecular function (GO): iron ion binding; monooxygenase activity; oxidoreductase activity, acting on paired donors, with incorporation or reduction of molecular oxygen
Source: RefSeq, a predicted model, not a curated record